Molecule: messenger RNA, 7583 nt
Organism: Triplophysa rosa
Lineage: Eukaryota; Metazoa; Chordata; Actinopteri; Cypriniformes; Nemacheilidae
Gene: vwa8
Product: von Willebrand factor A domain containing 8
Exons: 45
Coding region: 140-5827 (1895 amino acids)
Cellular component (GO): cytoplasm
Molecular function (GO): ATP binding; ATP hydrolysis activity
Source: RefSeq, a predicted model, not a curated record
GUCCAUUGCUUAAUGUGCUCCGUCUGCCGCUGUCAACUGCUGGCAUAAACACGUAUGACAUAAGGAUGAUGACAUAAAAUUGUAUGUAAAAUAAUACAUACCUUACAUUUGUUUUUAACCGGACUUUUACAGAUUCAAGAUGCAUACGCGUAUCUUACUGAAAGGCACAGCAGCAGCUGUCGCUGCUAGAAGGAUUCGUCAUAUAAUAAGACCUGUGAUAUCAAAGGAAGGUUGGAAUUACAGCGCUCAUGAGGUCAAACUCCUCAACACCUCAGGUGACACAGUGAAGAUUGGAGAGAUUUUAUAUCAGCUUAAAACUCCUAAAAGUCCAGAGCUUGUUCCAGUAAAUCAUAUAACAGAGGUUUUGCCACAAACAAUUACCCAGCACCUUCGCUGGAUAAUGCAGAAAGACUUGCUUGGGCAGGAUGUAUUUCUUAUAGGCCCCCCUGGUCCUCUCCGCCGUUCAAUUGCCAUGCAGUACCUGGAAUUAACAAAGAGAGAAGUUGAAUAUGUUGCUCUGUCAAGAGACACUACUGAGACAGAUCUCAAACAACGCAGAGAAAUCCGAUCAGGAACUGCCUUUUAUAUAGACCAGUGUGCUGUGCGAGCUGCCACUGAAGGCCGGAUUCUGGUCUUGGAGGGUUUGGAGAAGGCAGAGAGGAAUGUACUCCCAGUUCUGAAUAAUCUGCUGGAGAAUCGAGAGAUGCAGCUGGAGGAUGGACGCUUUCUCAUGUCUUCACAGCGCUAUGACAAACUCCUGGAGGAGCACACUAAGGAAGAGCUGGACGUGUGGAAGAUUGUACGGGUGAGUGAAGACUUUCGAGUCAUUGCUCUCGGCCUGCCCGUGCCUCGAUAUAAAGGAAACCCACUAGAUCCACCGCUUCGCUCGCGCUUCCAGGCCAGAGACAUCUACUACCUGCCCUUCAAGGACCAGCUUGAGCAUCUGUAUACAAUUGGACAAAAUGUUCCCCCUGAAAGGGUAUCUCAGCUCUUGUCUUGUGCCACUACUCUGUGCUCUCAAGAGUCUGCCAGCUUAAGCUUGCCUGACUUUCCUGUGGACAAUCUCCCAUCUGCCAUCACUCUUCUGAACCUGUUCCCCAUGCUGUCAGCAGAGCAGUUGUUCCAGAGGCUUUACCCAUAUGAGGCCAUGCUGGGAAAAGAGGGACGCACUGCGGUCGAGGGGAUCCUCAGUAGGUUUGAGUUGACUGAUGGCAAUAAGAAACCUCCUCCGACUGCUUUGGUGAACAUUGAGCCUGUGAGUGGAGAUCACACAGGGCAGGCAGCUGUCACCCUCAAAAUGACAGACAAGAAUGUCACCUUUCAGGUUCCUUCAGGAACGCGUCCGAUUCGCCCACCCAACGGCAGUCCCACGUUCAUCAGCACCCCCACCCACAGCCGCCUGCUGGCUGAGAUGAUGCAGUCCCAUUUUGUCAAAGACAUUUGUCUGAUCGGAGCCAAGGGUUGUGGCAAGUCUGUGAUCGCUAGAGAGUUUGCGGGAAUGCUGGGCUACAGUAUCGAACCGAUUAUGCUUUAUCAGGACAUGACCGCUCGGGACCUCCUCCAGCAGAGAUACACCCUUCCCAAUGGAGACACAGCCUGGAGGGCUUCACCGCUGGUCACUGCUGCUCAGGAGGGCAAACUGGUAUUACUAGAUGGCAUCCACCGAGUGAACCUGGGCACUCUAGCUGUGCUUUCCAGGUUGCUGCAUGAUAGAGAGUUGGCCCUGUAUGAUGGGACUCGACUCUUGAGGUGGGACCGUUACCAAACGCUAAAGGAAGGGUUGCAGCUCAGUGACCAGGAUCUGCAGGACAGAUCCAUUUUCCCCAUCCACCCAUCGUUCCGUAUCAUUGCCCUAGCGGACCCUCCGCAGCUCAGCAGUGUCAAACAGCAGUGGCUCGGUCCGGAGAUUCUCACCAUGUUUUUCUUUCACACCAUCAAACCACUGGCCAAAGCUGAAGAAACUGCUGUUAUUCAGGGCAUGAUCCCAAAUGUUCCUAAAGAGGCGGUGGAGCAGCUGCUACACCUGACUCACAGCCUGCGAAAGUCCAACGAUCCAACGGCCCUGUCCCUUGCAUCCUCACUGUCCACCAGGCAGCUGCUGAGAAUCUGCCAACGUCUUUCUCAGUAUCCACAGGAGAACAUUGCUCACGCUGUGAACAAAGCCUGUCUGUCCAGGUUCCUCCCCAGCCUGGCUCGCUCGUCUCUUCAAAAAAGUUUGACCAACUGCUCAAUAGAGGAGCAGCCUGACCCAAGAGCUGAACAUGACCACCACUAUACCUGCAUAGUAAAAGAUGGACUUCUAACCAUCGGUAAUGUCUCCGCUACGGUAUAUAUCCCUGAUGAGAAGAUGAAGGUCCCAGACGUGCUCUUUUAUGAAAAUGUUCAGCACAUGAUGGUGAUGCAAGACAUGCUGAAGGACUUCUUGCUGGGGGAACACCUGCUUCUGGUGGGGAACCAGGGUGUUGGGAAAAACAAGAUUGUUGAUCGAUUUUUGCAUCUUCUAAACAGGCCUAGGGAAUAUCUUCAGCUCCACAGAGAUACUACAGUCCAGACUUUAACUCUGCAGCCCUCUGUCCGAGAUGGAAUCAUCGUGUAUGAAGACUCCCCAUUGGUGAAAGCUGUGAAGAUGGGACAUAUCCUGGUUAUAGAUGAAGCUGACAAAGCGCCCACAAAUGUUACCUGUAUCCUAAAAACAUUGGUGGAGAGCGGAGAGAUGAUUCUGGCAGAUGGAAGGAGAAUAUUGUCUGGUCCAUCGGAAGCAGCAGGAAGGCCGAAUGCUAUCUCCAUGCAUCCGGACUUUCGGAUGAUUGUUUUAGCCAAUCGACCUGGCUUUCCAUUCUUGGGAAAUGACUUCUUCGGCGCUCUUGGUGACAUAUUUAGCUGCCAUGCAGUGGACAAUCCCAAACCUCAGGCAGAGUUUGCCAUGCUGAAACAAUACGGGCCUGACGUUCCUGAUGCUAUUCUCCAGAAGCUGGUGGCUGCAUUUGGAGAGCUCCGGAACAUGGCCGAUCAAGGAACCAUCACCUACCCUUACUCUACACGAGAGGUGGUCAACAUUGUAAAGCAUCUGCAGAAAUUUCCAGAUGAGGGCCUGGCCAACGUGGUGAGGAAUGUGUUUGACUUUGACUCCUAUAAUAAGGAAGUGCGUGAGGUGCUGAUUGGAGCUCUGCACAAGCACGGCAUUCCAAUCGGAGCCAAACCCACCAGUGUACACCUGGCCAAGGAAUUGCCAUUGCCAAACUGUAAGAUGGCAGGAUACUGGACCAUCAAUCAGGGGGGCAAUGCACGCCGAAAGCUGUUGUGCCUAACUGAGUCACAUCAAAUAGAUAUCAAGGGUCCAGUGUUUUUGCGAGUUCAGAGUUACCCAUCUGAGAGGCACGAGUCUAGGUCCAUGAGCUUCACUGAGGAACAGGCUAACUGGCAAAUCCCCAUGAAUGAGGUUAACAUUGUCAGUGAUAUCACCACUGCUAACGAUUGGAUUUAUGUUGCCACAUGUAAUCCUAUUUCGCUCUAUGCUAUGAAGGAGAAAGGGGACUCUGUACAGUGUAUUGAACUCAAUGACAUAUUCCCUCGCACCAUCAGCGGCGUGUGGCAGCCUUUCGUCUCUGUUGCAGCACUGGGCAACCCAUUGCAGGGCCAGCUGGUGCUUCAUGAAGAACAGGGUAAUACUUUGCUGCAUCUGGACCUGGUUACUGGUGCUGUGAGAAGACUGGUUCUGCCUCAGGACAAACCAGAGGAACCAGUACGAAAGACAUCAAACUGGUGGAGUAACAAAGAGAGUCAGUCAGGAUAUAAAAUGUGCAAGGAGUUUGCACAUAAGAGCUGGCUUCUCAUCUACAAAGAAAAUGGGAGUCAGCUGGAUGUUGUUGAUGUCCUAGAGGGUCAGAUUCACACCAUCUCCCUUCCCAUCACCCUGAAGGCUGUGUUCCUGGUGGCCGAAGACCGCUGGCUGCUUAUUGAAAAUCAGACUGAUAGGAAGUUCCUGUUGACAAAGCCUAUGCACAUGGGUGCUGAGGACACUGGAGUGUGCCAGCUGCAUGCCAUCACUGAAGAUGCUGUAAACACUGGCUUUGGCACCAGCUCAGGGAUGGAAACCACAACUCCUCAGGAGGUAUCAAGUGAUCAGCUGCCCAACGAGAACCUUAGCUCUGCCCUGGGGCAGAAAAUCAUCUCUCCCAACCGCAUCUUCUGUGACACAAACACCUAUGCUAAUGUGAUUGUGGGCUUUCCAGAUCUCAUGUCCCCAAAUGAGGUCUACACUUUUAAGAGACCAUCACCCAUAACUGAGGGACGAGGACCUGAUAUGUUUUUUGGGUCAAGUAAGCGAACAGGACCUGCAAAGAGGCUCAACUGUGUAUGUCUAUUAGAUGCCAAUCAGGUGGUCCGAGCACUGCCUCCAACACAAGUUCCACUGGCUGAAAUCUACCAUAAAGAUGUCACACCACCCAUGACUGCUGCUUACCUUGAAGUGACAGACCUGAACUCCAAGAAACUCAAAUACAUUCCAGUACCAAGGAGCAGUUCAAUGUCUCCUUACACUGUGUGGAUCUCAAAGGUUUCAGACACAGAUGUAGUGAUGGCUCCUUUGGGCUCUGGUGGUGUAGUCACUGUUGACACGGGAGGCUAUGUUAGGUUGUGGGAAACAGGGCUUGACAACCUGCAGCGCUCUCUGCUGGAGUGGAGAAACAUGAUCGGAUCUGAGGAUGGCAGGCCUGUUCAGAUAACCAUUCAGAGAGACAGUGGCCUGGAUGUCAGCUCCCCCAAACACGGCAAGAUUGACACCAAAAACGCCCCUCAUGUGGGGGGGAACCAAUGGGCUGGGGGUACGGGCGGCAGAGAUACAGCAGGUCUUGGAGGGAAGGGAGGCCCUUACCGUCUGGACGCCGGUCACAAAGUUUAUCAGAUCUCACAGGUGGAGAAAGACACCGUGCCAGACGAAGUGAAAAGAGCUUCACGGGAGAUGGCUGAGAAAGCUUUCAAACAGAGGCUCAAAGAAAUUGACAUGAGUGAGUAUGAUGCUGCCACGUACAGUCAUUUUUCAGAAGCAGUCAGGCGACAGGUCCAUUCGCUCCGCACCAUUCUGGACAGUCUGCAGGCUAAAGGAAAGGAGAGGCAAUGGCUGAGGAAUCAGGCUCUUGGUGAGCUGGAUGAUGCAAAGAUCAUUGACGGCCUGACAGGAGAGAAGGCAAUUUAUAAACGCAGAGGAGAGCAGGAACCCGAGUUAGGAUCCCCUCAGCAGAAGCCAAAGCGUUUACGUUUGCUAGUGGAUGUUUCUGGCAGCAUGUAUCGUUUUAAUGGUGUGGAUGGGCGUCUGGAGCGAUCUAUGGAGGCAGUGUGUAUGGUGAUGGAGGCUUUGGAGAGCUAUGAACACAAAUUUAAGUAUGACAUUAUGGGACACUCAGGAGAUGGUUUUGACAUAGAACUCGUGAGAUGUGACAGAGUGCCCAAGAACAACAAGGAGAGGCUGAAGGUUCUGAAGACUAUGCUUGCCCACUCACAGUUCUGCAUGAGCGGAGACUACACUCUGGAAGGCACUGAACACGCCGUUAAGGAACUGGCACGUGAAGAAGCGGAUGAGCAUUUUGUCAUUGUGUUGAGCGACGCCAACUUGGAGCGCUACGGGAUCAGACCCGAUCAUUUUGCGUGUGCCCUCACCAGUAACCCGCAGGUCAAUGGCUUCGCCAUCUUUAUUGGUUCCCUAGGAGACCAGGCUGACAGGCUCCAGAGAACCUUGCCGGCUGGACGCUCUUUUGUCGCCAUGGACACCAAGCAGAUCCCUCAAAUCCUUCAGCAGAUUUUCACAUCCACCAUGCUGUCUAGUGCCUGAGGAAAACCUGACAGGUCACCCAUGGUGAUCUCUAUGUCCAAUAUGUCUUGGGUGAAUCUUCAAUAACAUGUCUGGAGCACAUAAUUACCUUUUUAAAGAAAAAAAAUGUUUUACUUUGCUUGAAGAAAAUGAAGCCCAGUUCAAAUAAGUAAAACGUAUGCAAUUCUAAAUAGGCUUCAUUUUCUUAAGGCACAACAUAAUUUCCUUUUUUAUUGGGCAAUAAUGUAACCUGGACCUGAUUUUGUCAGUCACCCAGUCAGGAUCCUUAGUGGAUUCUGUGAUUUUGAUCAUUUUUCAUCUUGACACAAGAUGACAGAGACCUGUGUGGCUUUAGGAGGCACAGCCUUAAAUACUGACAUUUAUGCUUACAAAUCUGUAGUAAUUCUGUCAAAUGAAUAAAAUGUAAAUGUAAUACACAAGAAGUGAACUGUACAGAUGAAGUGUGGACAAUUAUAGAUGUUUUAAGUAUGACAGUCUCUUUUAACCAGUGCCGAUCUGUGACUCCUCUUCAGGGGAAGCAGUAAUGCGAAGCUCGCCAAAUGUAUUUAGCCCAUCAUGUGUGUGGCGCAUCAUGUCAAAAUAAGUGUUCAGCGCGUCAUGUGAACCUAUGUGCAUCACGCAUCAUGUUAAAAUACCUGCUUGCUGCAGAUGUAACAGUUUUAAUAUGGUUAUUUUCAUUCAAAAUCCCCUUUUCUUUUCUGUUGAAUUUAUAUUGUUGUUUAAUUGUUCUAUAUGUUACAUUGUAUGGGUUAAUGUUUUUCGUUUUAAAUUUGAAUGUAUAUGUUCAAUUAGGAUGACAAAUAUGGUGAACUGUCACCUUAAGACAAUAUACUCCGCUGGCGCUCGUUUAGCUCGCUCAGAUCACUUCCUGCUGAGCCGAUAGGAGGUUAUGCUGUGUCUUAACGAGCAAUGUAAUGGUAAUAUUGUUGAUACUUAACGAUAUAUACUGUAUAUCUUAUAUAUAUAUAUAUCUUGAACUAAAAAUGUAUUGUUUUAUUGGACAUAUUUUGCACAGUAUGACUAUAAGACUGUAUCAGAUUGUGACUGUGACUGUAUUAGAGGAUAGCGCUUGUUAGCAUGUUUAGCUAACUCUCCGUUUGCCCCAAGGGUAAUACCAAAUACAGAGAACUACCAUCACAUGUUCACAACUUAUACUCUGUUUAUGCAGGUAUGUCGUUAUUUCAUGCACUGUACAGUUAUGUGAUGCAUAUUAAGUUGUUCCGGUUAACUUGUUAGCCGCAUGUUAAGAACGAUGUAUAAAUGUGUUUAGCUCGCUCAGAUCACUUCCUGCUGAGCCGAUAGGAGGUUAUGCUGUGUCUUAACGAGCAAUGUAAUAGGUAAUACCAAAUACAGAGAACUACCAUCACAUGUUCACAAUUUAUACUUUGUUUAUGCAGAAAAUAAACGAAGCUGAACAGACAGAGACAUGUCUUUAUUGAAGAUUAUCAACACAACGCAGAGAUGAUUUCCCGCCAUUACACAGACGCGUUGAAAGGGUUUAUGAUAAAAGAAAUGCUUGCGUUCUGAAGACACUGCGUUAACACUUAACUCUGAUUACACAAGCGCUGAACACGUAUUUUGACAUGACGCGCCACACACGACACCUGAACACAUAUUUUGAAUUCCUGCUUCCUCUGAAGAGGAGGCACCGAUCGCCACUGGUUUUAACAUAUUCUGUAAGUGAUAGUUCACCCAAGAAUAAAUAUUCUGUCAUCGGUUACUCACCCUCUUGUCAUUUCAAACCUGUAUGACUUUC